GCAGUUUCCGUGUUCCACGUAAGCAGGGAGAGACUCAAGAAUGGCCCUGAUAGAACCUUGCAACGAUUUUUUCCUAUUUCCUGUUUCUCUCUUCCAAAACAGACUACUCAACAUGGAAAAGUGGUUCUUUUACGGGGUAAGAAACCCCUUCUGCCAUUCUACAAGGUCUAUAUAGUUUGUUUCGAUCCGCUUUAACCUCUGUGACAUUUGUUUACCAAAUUACCAAACUUUCUGGGACAUCUCUUUAAACUCCUUCUUAUAGUCAUCUGAAGAUUAUAUCUGGUCACCUGAUUAUAUCUGGUGACAAUAUCCUGCUGUGUUAAAUGGAAGGUCGUCAGCAACGUCAAUCACUAGAACUACGUUCCAAACAGAUUAAAGAGAAUUUACUUCUAUUGUUCUGCAGCAUAUUACACGAGUACGGUCCAUUAUCAGUGAACAGCAGUGAAUUUCAGCAGGUGUGGACAUCAAUUACUCCUGACCAACAGAAUAUCAUACAAUUUUCUGGAGGUCUGUCCAACUUUCUACUACAGUCCAAUAAUGUCUCUGUUAUUAAACCUGACAUUCUUUUCCUGAAGAAAGACAUUUCAGAAGACAGCAGCCAAAUCACUGAACAACACUCGCAGACAGAUUCUGAUACAUCACACCACAUCCAAACAGCCAAACACGAGUCUCUUUCACUGCAGAAUAUUGUUUUCAAUGUUUUUGGAGAUGUCCUCACCCCAGACAAGAAUCAAAAAAAUACUCAGAACUGUCCCAGACAGACUCCUGUUUCGGUUACUGAGAGUGCAACACAAGAUAUUUGCAUCGAUGCCUUGAUACCAGAAGAGUGCAGUUCGAAUCAUCGCAACAAUUCGCGAAAGAAGGCUCGGAAGCGUGCAAAAAACAAGGAAGCUUCGCCCACAAAACUCCAUGGCAACGAUCAGUCUCAGACAUGUAAAGAAAAACCUUUAUCAAAUGAAAGAGCACUGAUUGAGUGUCAGCCAGGGUCUUCCAGAUGUGAUCCCUCGAUACCGUCCACAUAUAGCAUGGUAGCUGCCAAAAAUAUCCGAAGCAGAAAACCGCCUGACACUGUUGCGUUGAAUACUUCCAAGAAAACAGUAAAAGUGCCACCAGAUUUGAGAGCUUCUGGUAGCAAAAGUGAAAUACCAUUGUGUUCGAUUUGCCAUGACACUUUACACAAUGAUAAAAUAAACAAACUGCAAUGUGGCCAUAGUUAUCAUGACCUGUGUAUUCGUAAAUGGCUGGAGAUCCAGAAAACUUGUCCGACAUGUCGAGUGUUGGUGUUAUUGACUGAUGAAUUCCCACCACUCUCAUUCACCACUUGAUGUCACUGCCUUCAAUUCUUACCAUCAUUGUCAUUUUCACCCCUUCUACUCUUGAUCUCAACUCCCCAGCCCUCUCGAUAUUCACCAGCUCCCACUUUUACUGUUACUCAUUGUUUUUAACAUCAGAAACACAAAAAAAAAAAAAUACCUUUUACAAGUUGCUGUUACAUCUUCGUUUUUUUUUUACAUCUCCGUCUUGUACGUUGUUGUUAUAUCAUAAUUAAAAUAACAAUUAAUUCACUGACUAA
Messenger RNA from Octopus sinensis (East Asian common octopus), 1573 nucleotides. Its product is annotated as E3 ubiquitin-protein ligase DZIP3. NCBI's taxonomy places the organism in Eukaryota, Metazoa, Mollusca, Cephalopoda, Octopoda, Octopodidae. The coding region runs from base 324 to 1325 and encodes 333 amino acids. The transcript is spliced from 6 exons. The record is from RefSeq and is a predicted model, not a curated record.